AAGAAAGUCAGCCUUAACAUCUUAACGCAGUUAGUUGGUAUUGUUGGAAAUUCUAACGGUCGUGUCUAGAUUUUUCAAAUUUUUUUCUUCCGUUCUUCGAUUUUUGUGCGCAUAUUGCUAAUUUUUGUCUCGUUUGUUUUUACCCUCAUGGCUUCAGUUUCGUUUGAAAACUUGGCACCUCAAGUCAGUCGCCAAAUUUGCAAGGAACUGCAGCAACUCAUCAGCGAUCCUCCCGAAGGCAUUAAAGUUAUUCUCAAUGAAGAAGAUAUCUCAGACAUUCAGGCUGUUAUAGAUGGACCUGCUGGUACACCCUACGCGUGUGGACACUUUAGGGUAAAAUUAGUGCUGGGGAAAGAUUUUCCAUCAGGACCCCCAAAAGGCUUCUUUUUAACCAAAAUAUUUCACCCAAAUGUCUCGCAACAAGGUGAGAUUUGUGUCAACACCUUGAAAAAAGAUUGGAAACCUGACCUGGGAAUAAAACACAUAUUUUUGACUAUUAAAUGUUUGCUGAUCGUCCCAAACCCAGAGUCAGCUCUAAAUGAGGAAGCUGGCAAGCUACUAUUGGAACACUAUGAAGAUUACUUUCAAAGAGCAAAAAUGAUGACAGAUAUUCAUGCCAAAAUUAGUCAACAUCAGUCAAGCAUUGAUACACAUUUGAGCGAAGACACAAACCCAGCGGAAGGGCCGACAGCAUCAAAGAAAGCAGCUACUGAUCGCACAGUUUUAGCGGAUAAAAAGAAACCCAUCGUCAAGGACAAAAAGAGAACGUUGAAGAGGUUAUGAGCAUCUUGUACAGAACUGCCUUUUUCUUCCUUUCUUCUGCUCGUUCUUGCACCGAUUUCAAAGUAUCCGUAGUCUUUCUCAGCGAUAAACUCGUAAAUCCCAUCCCUUUGAAUUGUUUCGUUCCCGCACUUCUAUGCAGUGCGCGUUAUUUAACGAGCAAAAUCUAUCAUUGUCUAGUUUUACACUCACAGAUAGGAGGAAGAGUGUUGAUUCAGUUUUCCUUUUCUUCCUUUAAUUUUAUGCCAAUGUCUUUUUUUUUUCGUGUGUGAGGUCGAAGGAAAUAUACAAAUUUGCUGAUAAAAA
This is a messenger RNA of Daphnia carinata, 1086 nucleotides long. Its product is annotated as ubiquitin-conjugating enzyme E2 S-like. The transcript has 5 exons. Lineage: Eukaryota; Metazoa; Arthropoda; Branchiopoda; Diplostraca; Daphniidae. The record is from RefSeq and is a predicted model, not a curated record. Bases 148 to 783 code for a protein of 211 amino acids.